CAGUUCAGUGGAUUUUAACCUUCGGUUUUCAGCUCGGCUGUGUUUCCACCAGGCUCCCUGCAGAAGGACCGUUCAUCUCCCAGUGCUGUGUGUGGUUUUUUUUGUAUGUGUGUGAGGGUAUGUGUGUUUGAGCCCACAGGCCUGGAAAUAUGAGGCGUCUGCUGCUGCUGCUUCUGGGGCUCCUGCUCCUCCAUCGGGGCCGCUGCUUUGAGUUUGUGAUAGAUGGAGAAUGGGAGGAAGAGACAUCAGAUCUACAAGAUCAUCGGGAGAGAUACAAGAGAGCGAUAUUGACCAGCGAGGAGCAGGAAGACUUUGAAGCCAUCCGUGGAGAUGACAUCACCGUCAAGAGCUACAAGGUGGAGAGUCGCAUCACGUCCCGCUUCGCCCACACCACCGUCAGGAGCUCUGUGAUCAACUCCGGCUCCAAAGCUCAGAGCAUUGGCUUCAACGUCCAGAUCCCCAAACGAGCUUUCAUCACCAACUUCACCAUGAAUGUGAAUGGGAUAACAUUUGUGGGCUCGGUGAGGGAAAAGACAGUCGCCAGGAACCUGUACGCUCAGGCCAGAGCCAGAGGCAAGGCAGCCGGCAUUGUCAGAGCUAAUUCCCAGGACAUGGAGACCUUUAAGACAGAGGUCCACGUUCCUCCUGGCAGUAACAUUGAGUUUGAACUCCACUACCAGGAGAUGAUGCAGAGGAGGCUGGGUUUUUAUGAGCACUCGCUGUACCUGCAGCCUGGGAGGCUGGUGCCUCAGUUCCAGGUGGAUGUGUACAUCUUUGAGCCAAAGGGAAUUUCCACGGUACAAACGCUAAACACCCUCGGGCCACAGUUUGCAGAGCUCAUCAAAGUUACAUCAACCAAAGACAAGGCUCAUAUCGUCUUCAAGCCCAACAUACAGCAGCAGAGAAAGUGUGACAACUGCACCGGCAGUGCUGUGGACGGCAUCUUUACUGUCAAAUAUGAUGUGAACAGGGACAGCAACGCUGGGGAACUGCAGGUCUCAGACGGCCAUUUUGUCCAAUUCUUUGCUCCGUCAAACUUCUCCCCGCUUCCUAAAAACAUUGUGUUCGUCAUUGAUGUCAGUGGGUCCAUGUGGGGGGUCAAGAUGAAACAGACAGUGGAGGCCAUGAAGGCCAUUUUGGACGACUUGACUAUAGAUGAUCACUUCAGCAUCGUUGACUUCAACCAUAAUGUGCGUUGCUGGAACGAGGAGCUGGUCCCUGGCUCAUCUAUUCAGAUCGCCGAUGCCAAGAAUUACAUCCAGAGCAUCAAACCCAAUGGAGGCACCAACAUCAACGAGGCGCUGAUGAGAGCAGUUCAGAUGUUGGUGAGGGCGUCCAAUCAGGGGAUCAUUGACCCUCGCUCCGUCUCCAUGAUCAUUCUGGUGUCUGAUGGAGAUCCAACCGUGGGAGAGAUCAAGCUCAGCACCAUCCAGAAGAAUGUGAAGCGAGUGAUGAGAGAGGAGUUUUCUCUCUUCUCACUGGGCAUCGGCUUCGACGUGGACUACGACUUCCUGGAACGUAUUGCCAUGGAGAACAGGGGCAUGGCUCAGAGGAUCUAUGCUAACCACGAUGCUGCAGAGCAGCUACGGGCGUUUUACAGUCAGGUCUCCUCUCCGCUGCUGAGGAGGAUCACCAUUCAGUUCCCAGAGGACUCCGUGUCAGACAUCACCCAGAACCGCUUCGAUAAGUACUUCAGUGGCUCAGAGCUGGUGGUGGCAGGGAAGGUGCUGCCAUCUGAGAGCAACACACUGACCAGCUUCACCACCGCAUCUGCUGCUGGUCUGGACAUCACCCUGGAGACAGAGGCUGACACCACAGAGCUGGACUUGGAGUUGGCCAAGCAGCAGCACUCGUUCACAGGCUUCGCCAGACAGAUGUGGGCCUACAUCACCAUCAAACAGCUGAUCUCUGAAAGGUCUCUGGCUCCGACAGCUGUCAAGAAGAGGAAGAUCACCCAGAGGAUCAUGGCGCUGGCCGUGGAGCAUCAGUUCGUCACUCCGCUCACUGCUCUGCUGGUGGAGAGCGAGGACGCCAAGGAGAGGCUGCUGGCCGACUCUCCAAAGGACCCCAAACAUGGCUGCUGCUCAGGAGGAGGAGUAGUAGGGGGAUCAGCAUCCAAUGGGCUGGCACCGGUGCGAGUGGUCUACCAGCCUCCGCCCUGGGUCCAGGUGACCACUCCGGCCCCCCCGAGUCAGGCUGAGAAGGGUCCAGAGGAGUGGACUCUGCCUCAGCAGGUCAACUUAGUGGACAACGACCCUCACUUCAUCAUCCACCUGCCCAGAAGCAACAUGGACGUCUGCUUCAACAUCGACUCCAAACCUGGUCAUAUUCUCAACCUGGUGUCUGACAGUGGAGCAGGUGUGGUGGUGAACGGUCAGCUGAUCAGCUCAAAGCAGGUGCUAAAAAGAAACCUCAGCACCUACUUCGGCAACAUCUCAGUCUACUACCAGCCUGAUGGAGUCGGUGUGACCGUCAGCACCGACAGCAUCGCCAUGACUGACGGCAGGAACAACCACACCUUCACCUGGGGGGCGACAGCUGAAAUCACACAGGAUGGGCUGAGGAUGUCCAUAGUGAAGAACUCGCAUGUUACAGUCACAGUAAAUAAUAAUAUCCAGGUGAUGGUGCUGCUUCAUCGUGUGUGGAAGAAACAUCCUGUUAACGUCGACUUCCUCGGUAUCUACAUUCCCAACGACAACCAGUACUCCCCUCUGGUGCACGGCCUCAUAGGGCAGUUUUCCAGAGAGCCUGAGGUGAGAGUGUACGACAUCCACGAAGGAGUCGACCCUCUGAAGAAGGAGGCCACCAUGGAGGUGAAGGGCAACAAGCUGCUCGUCACCAGAGGCUGGCAGAAGGACUACAGGCGUGACAAGAAGCGCGGCUCUAAUGUCUACUGCUGGUUCAUUCAUAACAGUGGGAAGGGCUUCAUCGAUGGACACUACACCGACUACAUCGUCCCAAGUCUCAGCAGUUUCCUCCAGACGCUCUGAACAGACAGAGACACAUUCAUGUUCCCUGUGUGUAACUUUUUUUUUUCCCACAGUCACAUUUGAAACUACGUUUAAUCAUUUUUUUCCGGAACAAUUUGUUCUGUAGACGUUUCUUCACCGAUUCGCUUCCAGAGAAAAGCAGACGUCACUUUUGUUGAAUUUAUUUGGACAAAAUUUACAACAGCAAUGUUAAGAUCAACAUGAAUAUUAAUACAAACCAAAAAAUUAACUGAA
Messenger RNA from Toxotes jaculatrix (banded archerfish), 3224 nucleotides. RefSeq names its product inter-alpha-trypsin inhibitor heavy chain 2 (gene itih2). Lineage: Eukaryota; Metazoa; Chordata; Actinopteri; Toxotidae. The record is from RefSeq and is a predicted model, not a curated record. The coding region runs from base 150 to 2990 and encodes 946 amino acids. Gene Ontology annotation, molecular function: serine-type endopeptidase inhibitor activity. The transcript has 21 exons. Gene Ontology annotation, biological process: hyaluronan metabolic process.